Molecule: messenger RNA, 1033 nt
Organism: Danaus plexippus (monarch butterfly)
Lineage: Eukaryota; Metazoa; Arthropoda; Insecta; Lepidoptera; Nymphalidae
Product: tetraspanin-9-like
Exons: 6
Coding region: 102-872 (256 amino acids)
Cellular component (GO): membrane
Source: RefSeq, a predicted model, not a curated record
AAAAAAAAAAAUAAACGGUCGUGUCAGGUAAAGUCAUAUAUUGACGUACAUUUUUUAAUAAAAACUAUAUCAAUUAAAAAGGAAACAGAAAUAUUAGCAUCAUGAAGAGCAGCUCAUUAGUAUUAUUUGUUUGUGCUGGUCUACUGCUUAGUGGCGGUGCUAUUCUCGGCGGUUCAGCAACCUGGAGUCUCAUGCGUAUCUCCUACUACUUCUGGACCACUGAUCUUGGCGUCGAGCUGGGAUCCAGUGUGCUGUUUAUCUCCGGAGCUCUGUUAUGUCUUCCCACAUGUUGGCUGUGCACCCUCGUGCCGUACCAUCCUAGGUCCAUAUCGCUUUUGGCAAGCUUGAUGAUACUCGUGACGUCGGGUCUGAUGCUGCUAUCCAUAGGGAUUUCUUCUAUUAUGGGUCUAUCCCGUGCUGUUAGGGAACAGCACACCUUAAACACUACAAUGUUGAGGACAAUGGCGUUUGAACCAGUUGACAUAGCUGUUAGAAGUGCGUUUGCUUCGAUGCAAUUAGAGUUAAAAUGCUGCGGUGUCAAUUCUCAUACCGACUGGUAUCUUCAUCGCAAUACACUGCCCCUCGCAUGCUGCGGACGUGUUGGGAUAGGAAAGAAUACCGACCAUUGUGAAAUACCGUUAUACAAUCGGGGAUGUCUAAGACCAGCGCGAGCUGAACUCCGCAUGUACGCUAACUCUCUUGCCGUGCUAGCUUGCGCCAUUAUUUUGGUUAAGGCGGUAGCACUUUUCGCGACUGUGUAUACUAUGGUCACGGGUGUAACGGAGCGAAGUUUGGGUGUUAAGCAGCAGCCGCUUCGUAUCGCCUACCUCCCAGCCCCCCCGAUAGUACCCCUCGCCCCACCUGCCCCUUAACACAGUCUUCCCCUUAUUAGUUAUUUACAACUUUUAACAUGCACACAUUAGAUAUUUAUAAACAUGCAAAUUGUAAGUACUUCUGAUAAAACUAGGGUAACUAAAAUUAUUUGUACGAUUUUUAUACUUAAUUCUAAUGAAAUAUACAGUUUUGGAUAUAA